AUUGGAUAUCAUUCAUCUGUUAGCCUAUUUACCAGUGCAAGAAUGUUUUGCAUAGAGGCUGUAUAGUGUAGCUGUGAGAUAUGUAGAGUCAGUGACAGAUAAACAUAGAAUAUAGGAGGGAGUACCAAACAAGAAAAUUCCAUAACGGUGCAUAAUGGACGUACAUGUUCAUAAUAAUGAUGCACAAGCUAAAGAAGGCAAAGCGGCCGUGGAGGAGGCGCGUAAGCUACAGUUUAGUUUUGACUUGGUAGAGGCAGUGCUUCACCAUGUGGAUUUUCUUAGCAGAGUCGACCAGUAUUCUUGUUUGCGCAAAGGAAAACAUCUUGAGGAAGCCCUGCGUAGAUACGAAGAGUUGUGGCUUCCACUGGCAGCUGAACAUAAAGACAAGGUGCUGUCGGCACCGUUAGACAUUGAAUGGGUUUGGCACUGUCAUAUUCUGUCCCCACUUGCAUACAAACGCGACUGCGAAUCGUUUGUUGGGGGAAUAGUGAACCACCGUCUGCUGAGUAGACAAGACCGGAACACAGCUGUAGAAGUGUCGAAAGAUUUGUGGAUGCAGAAAUAUGGAGAGAAAGAGCCGUUUAAAAUACAUCUGCCAAUGGGGAAAGAACUUAAGGAAGAGGAGGGAGAAGACUGGACAUUCACGUCUCAGUUGAAGUAUGAUGUGAGAGCUGCUGCGGGACGUCAGUCCCUCUUCUACUACAACGUAUCUCUGCCUCACUACCGGGACCGCCAAUUCAUCGGCAGGUGCGUGCAUCGCUACCAGCAGUUCUUAUACUUAAUGACAUUGGUCAAGAAAGCAUUUCUGGUACCAUGCUACGACAACGAUCUAGUUUGGCACACACAUCAACUUUUCCCAGUGACUUACCGACAGGAUACGGAACGCAUUCUGGGAAGAGUAUUGAACCAUGACGAUUCUACUGAUGACAGGUCGCCUGGUUCUACGUUGAAUAACUCAUACGCAAACACAUGUAAGUUGUGGAAGGAGGCAUUUGGACAACACUAUAGCUCCCCGGGAGCGAUGUACCGGGGACCAACAUCCAGGGGCACAAUGUCCGACUUCACGACAAAAGAAUCAGACAUCGAUACAGAAGAACUUCCUAUAUCCGUUUUUAUACAAUGCAUAGCAUUGCAAACGAACCCGGCUGGCUAUAAGGCCAAGUUUUCUGUACUCAUAUACCGUUCUAUCGCAGGAACCUCCGAACGAAAGCUGAUAGUAGAACUCAAAGGACCCAACUUGGUAUGGUCAGUGGAACAGUUGAAAAAGGCAACGUUCAACAUGGAAAGAGGCGAUGCGUUAGAUUUCGUUAUGGUUAAGAAAUCUGGUGUAUUAGGUCGAAAGGAGGAGGUGGCAUGUGUGACGAUUGAAAGCGCUGCAAUUUUCAAACAUGUGAUUUACAGAUAUCAGUGUAACUUCACUAAAGAGAUUGCAUUUGAUUCCGAGGACUUUGAGAACAAACUUUAUGUUGACGGUGGCGUUAGAACGGUCACUGCAACCCAAGUCUGGUCAUUUGAGGCUGGUGACUUUGGGGAAUAUAAAGAGCCAGCUAAUUUUGACCUAAAAGACCCUUUACAGAAGUGGCAGGAUGGAGAAGACAAGUGCUGUGCCAGCAGCAUAGCGGACCACAGACUUUUGGAUCCUUCUGGGCAAGAGGUUUUCAAGGUGCGCGUGACACACAAUGUCAAUCAUAUCCGGUCGUCUGUCCAGAUCUAUGACGCCGGAAGUAGAUUGCUUACCUUGGCAAACCUUGUAGACUCAAGCCAGCUGCCACUUCCGGGACAGGUAUCUGGCACCGGACGUGACGUAUGUUUGUCUCCGUCCAAUGGCGAACGUGCUUUCCUAGUCAAAGAUAACCAUGGCGAUUGGGGUGUGAUUGGAGGCAGAUGGAUCCCAGGUCAAGACAAAGGUAGGUAGACCUAGUUUAUGGAUAAAAUGACACAAAUAAAGUAAAAAAGGCAAAGCUAUUGUUACAUAAUGGUAAUUUGGAAAA
Messenger RNA from Mizuhopecten yessoensis (Yesso scallop), 1991 nucleotides. Its product is annotated as glycine-rich domain-containing protein 1-like. NCBI's taxonomy places the organism in Eukaryota, Metazoa, Mollusca, Bivalvia, Pectinida, Pectinidae. The record is from RefSeq and is a predicted model, not a curated record. Bases 155 to 1915 code for a protein of 586 amino acids. The transcript has 4 exons.